AUGAAUUGCGAAGAUUGCGACGUAUACGGUUUAUAUCAAUUUGGGCCACACGCUGUUCGACUGACUGACUUGCCCGAAUUUCCUGAAGCCGCUCACGUUCUUGCAUGGAAUGAACAGACACCUCAACACGCAUGUCGUGAUAUCUUUGCCGAGAAAGUGCGUUGCGUUGCUCGCGCUGCUCGUCUGUCCCCAAAGACCGAGCUAGAGCAUGCUGUAAGCGGUCUGCACUAA
Parnassius apollo (apollo) is the source of this 231-nucleotide messenger RNA. The record is from the annotation of a GenBank genome assembly. Lineage: Eukaryota; Metazoa; Arthropoda; Insecta; Lepidoptera; Papilionidae.